Molecule: messenger RNA, 1671 nt
Organism: Zymoseptoria tritici IPO323
Lineage: Eukaryota; Fungi; Ascomycota; Dothideomycetes; Mycosphaerellales; Mycosphaerellaceae
Exons: 6
Coding region: 1-1671 (556 amino acids)
Cellular component (GO): nucleus
Molecular function (GO): histone H4K20 methyltransferase activity; protein binding
Source: RefSeq, a predicted model, not a curated record
AUGCCUGCGCCAGCCGCAGAUUUGGCCGAGGCCUUGAAGAAAAAGGGCGGCCUCACUCUUACUCAGCUCGCCGACUACGACGACAUACUCACCGAUGCGCUGGUCGAUCGCGUAUACUUCUGGUCAACGAUCCGCAAACUCCGAGCAAAUUACCAUCCCUGCCGCGGCGUGCUCGAAGAGGACGUUUGCAAGACGAUACAGCAGCAUGUCAUCAUCAAUAAGGAUCCGAACACUGCACAGGCGAAACUGCUACAGUUGACCGGCAUUGCGAAGUACCUCAAGAGCUUGAAGUCGACGGAUGAGAAGGAACACUUCCAGCGUCAUCUCAAGAAAUAUGUCAACAUGUACCUGUCAGACUGUCCGUUCGAAGUUGGCACCACCACGCGAUAUACCAUCACAACCGCCGAAGCCGCGAUCAUCGCACGCAAGCCCAUACGCAAGGGCGAGUCGAUCAAAUACCUCAUCGGAAUUCAGGUGGAAAUGACGGUGGAGGAGGAGAAGGAUCUGUCGAGUCGAAAUGAUUUCAGCGUGGUCAUGUCCAGUCGGCGCAAGCGGCCUUCCCUCUUCCUCGGACCUGCACGUUUUGCAAACCACGACUGCGACUCGAAUGCGAAGCUGACAACCACCGGUCCUCAUGGACUUCACAUUGUGGCUUGCAAGGCGAUUGCGCUGGGAGAGGAGAUCACGGUUACUUAUGGCGAGGACUAUUUUGGCGACGACAAUUGCGAAUGUCUAUGCGGGACGUGUGAGAGACUGCAACGAAAUGGAUGGGAUCCAAAAGGUCCGAUAUUACGGCAUAACGAUGACGACGACAGCAGUGAAGAAGAGGAGGACGAGAAGAACGACAAUGCACCACCAUCACGAGGUCUUGAGGGCUGGAAGGUGGUCAAAGGCAACAGUGGGCUGGCCAGAGGUCCUCUGAACGACAACGCGAAGGGCAAAGGCAGAGUCCAUGAGGAGAGUGAUGAGAUGGAACGGACGUCGACUUCGAGCAAGUCAAAACUCCCUGCGAUCAACAAGCAGCCGCAUCUCACGAGUCUGCGGAAUGUCAUCAACGCGAACGAGACUUCCUCACCGUCCUCUUCUGGAGCCACCGACGCGUCUUCCUACACGUCCACCGCUUCCAGUGCCACGUCUGUGGAAACAUUUUCUGCCGGAACCAUCGCUCAAAACAUCUGCGAUAUGUACACGGCUGAACCCGAAAUGGAUUGCGACUCACCCCAGCCCCAAAUCCGCCGCAAAUCCCCUCGCUCUAAUCCCAACUCCACCGAUCCAGUCCUCUCCAUCGAAAAGCCCACGACCGACGACGCCUCCUCCGAAACGACCGUCGAUGGCGAGCGUCGCGGCGAGCCCCGCACUCCCGGCGACUAUACUCUCUGCAAAGCCCUACUCACAACGACCUAUCACCGCUGGGUCGAAUGCCGCAAUUGCGACGAACACUUCGUGCAAGCCGAAGCUUUCCUCACCCGCAUCGCGUGCCCGCGCUGCGAACGUCACUCGAAGUUGUACGGCUACUACUGGCCGAAAACGGACAAAGAUGGAAGGAACGAUCGCGAGGAGAGAGUGUUGGAUCAUCGGACUAUUCAUCGGUUUAUUGAUCCGGAGGAGGAGAGGAGAAGAAUAAGAGGGCUGUCUAGACCUACGACACCGACACCGAGCACAACGCUAUAA